GAUGCAGCGAACACAUCCCGCUGCACACAUCUCCCCUGCAGCAUCUCCCCAGCAGCCCCCGCAGCCCUUCCCUUCCCUUCCCUUCCCUUCCCUUCCCUUCCCUUCCCUUCCCUUCCCUUCCCUUCCCUUCCCUCUUUCUCUCCGGUGACUCCUUCACAGAAAAGAUAUAUUCUAGAUAAAACCCUUAAAAGCUGAGUUACCUGAGAAAUCCAGACAAAUCAAAGGGUUUAGUGGGAUUAGUUUCACUUGAGUUGCAGUGGAAUUUCUUUCCAUGAGAAAAGCCAGGACUGAGAAUCAAUGUACAGCACUUCUGUGACUUUCCAGUCUGGCUGAAAAUGUAAUUUCCUCAGCUGCAUUCCACUGACUUUCCAAGGAACCGUUGGACCCCAGACCUCUCCUAAAGGUUUUGACGGAUUUCGGUUUUCAUGACAAUGGAAUUUUUCCUCCCCACGAUGGAAAGAAAGAACCUCUUCCUCAGCCUCCUGCUGUGCUACAGCCUGUUCAGAGCAGCUAAUUCCAUCCUGGUCAUUGAGGAGAAGAAAGAAUGCAAUCUGUCCAGGAGCAGCAGAAUGGACCUCUCAGAUCUCCCACCCAUCUCCAUAGUAGAUUUAACUAGAAGAUCCCAGAAAGUCAGCAGGAAAGAGGCAGAGAACAAGAAGUCUUCCAAGAAAAAUGCUGAACACAAGGUAUCCCCGAAGCCAAGGCCCCCACCUGCUGCUAACUGUGUGCCAACCUACAAAGCCUGCAAGCCCCAUUUGAACUCGUGCUGUAACUACUGCGCUCUGUGCAAGUGCCGGAUCUUCCAGACGAUCUGCCAGUGCCUGAUAUUAAACCCCAAGUGCUAARCCAAGUCAGAAAUACAGCAGGGCUUCUGUCUUUCAUUAGCUUCUCAAGUGGAUAUUUUAAAUCGCCCUAUGUGUAUAGCAAUCCAAACAGAGAGCUCUCAAGCUUGGAUUUGCCCCUCUUAAAAUUUAAUGGACAGUCUUUAUUGUGGGGUUAUCACAAGCUGGAUGUUAUUUCAGGGAGCAGACACUGUUUCAGGGAGAUUGGCACUGAAUUAGCAAAAGAGAUGUGUUUUAUGAUUAAUUCUGGAUUCCUGUGGGUUUGGGGGUUUAUUUUGAAGGAUCCUAUAAUUGACAGCCUGCAGAACUGUCUAACCAACACCAUAAAACCUGCMCCAGUGGCACCCAAAUGGCCACUAAAAUAGGACUGGUUAGGCCAGUGWGGGACUAGGGCUUGGCUUUGUCCCCAAGGACAUCACCAGCCUGCAGCACAGCCAAAGUAUGAGGCUGAAAAUGCAGGGUUUGGGGUUUACUUCAUUUUCACAUAUUCAACAAAAAUCAGGACAAGUAUUUAUGUAGGUUAUUUUACCUGAAAAGAUGGACCCAAGACAAUAAUGCCAUUUUUUUAGUCAUUCUCAACUGAGCAUCAGUCCUUCCACCUUCAGAGGUUUCAGUCAUUCUACURCCAGGGGUACAAUAUACACAUAGACUUGAACCCUAAAUGUAUCUGUGCCUUGGAAUAUAAAAAUCAGAUUUUUUUUCCCCAGCCAUAUCCAUAGGAAUUGACUCCUCAGACCUUCUUCUCCUGCUUCCAAGGAUCCUGCAUAUUCAGGGACCAAAGGAAGGAAGAUAUUUCUGGGACUUUGAGGAAGAAAGGAAAGAUGAGCAAAAAAUGAAUGUAUACCCUCAUGUAUACCUCAAAGCAAACCACUCUGAGCAAUCAAUCCCUUCCUUUGCCCUUUCUUGUUUCAGGAGCUUCCAGCACCAACCCCAAGGGUGAAUUGAGGCAGGAAUCUCCACGUGCUUCAGCAACCGGGGGGAAAAAAAUACAUCAAAUGCUGUAUCAACCCUUAAAGGCUCAGAAAUAUAUGGGUGAAACUCAAGGCAAYAGAAGAUUUCUUUCCCUUGUUCUUGAAGUUCUUUGCCUUAAAUUUGAGGUAUCCAAGAUGGCACAGGAGGAAAAUCUUUCCUGGUUAAACUCCCAGGAGAGCAAGGAGGGACCAGACCCAGAAAAUGUCCCUGACAUUGAAGACUUUUUAUMUGCCAGACUCCAGCUGUUGCUUUUUACCUCCUCUGUUCUGGAUCUACAGUGUCUCUCCCCUGCUUCGAUACACUUUUUUCUUCUGUGGUAUUUCUUUGUUUUUAGCAUUUUUCCUUCAUCCAUCUGCUAUUCCCAGGUACUGCAGGAGCRCUCCAGGGCUAACUCACAUCUCCCRUGUUCUCUCCACCUGCCUGCACCUUCCAGUGCUCUUUAGCUUUCACUAUCAGAUUUUUUCUAACCACAAAUUUCUAACCCCAAUCAGGAAUUUUCUAAUCCCCUGUGCAGGUCUAAUUGAGAGGACAGUUGUUUACUGAUUCAUUUCUAGACACAGCUGAGGGCUACAAAAWAUCUUCCAGCCAAACAAAGAUGACAUGGAUGACACUCCAAAGGGGCUCGAGCCAUAUGAAUUUUUUUUUGCUUCUAAUAAUCAGCCUAAAACCCAGAACUCAAAACUUAGGUUGAAUAUGGACAAAAAUUUUUGUGCAUACUAGAUAUAUAUAUAGAUGUCAGAUUAAUCCAAGAAACAGCCCUAAUGAUGACAGAAUGUCAUUUUGCUCCUUAUCCUUUAUAAAGGACAUCAAUUGACAUGUCUAAUAUAAGCUUGAAUUCUUGUAAAUGUAUGUAAGUGUAUCUUUUAACAGAUACCUUGGUUUGGGAAUCUGUAAGCCACUCAGUUAUUGUGGAAAAAGGAGAUGGGAAGGAAGAAMAAUACAUUACAAUGGAUUUCAGAAUGUGGUCCCUUCUUUUACUCAGUAAAGAUUUACAUUCCAUCAAGUUGUUUCAAAAUGCUUAUAAUUAUAAGAAACUGUUCUUGAUUAACACUAAAAACAUACCAACAAUCACAUAACUUCUUCUAUGGAAACAAGACCAUUUUCAUACCAAGAAGUCCAACUGGUCAGAAAAAUUAUAUUUUACCAUAGUAGAGGGGAAUGGAAGAAGAGGGAAGGGAAGGAAGGAGAGGAAGAAAUCCAGCAAAGAGCUGCUCUUGACAGCAGCUCCCACUCCAGCUUUGCAGAGCCUCAGAAUGGUUGAGAUCAACAGGGACCUCUGGAAGUCAUCUGGUCCAACUCCCUACCCAAGCARAACCAUCUGGACCUGUUUGCCCAGGACCAYGUCCAGGCAGCUUUUGAACAUCUACAAGGAGGGAAACUCUACCACCUCCCUGGGCAGCCUGUCCUGGUGCUUGGCCACCCUMACCAUUAAAAAAUGAAAGGAAAUGUUUCCUGAUGUUUGACUCCCUCCAGUAYAUCCCUGUCUCUCACACUGGGGACCCCAAGCUGGACACAGUGGACCAGGGAUGAACUCCUCAGUGCUCAACAAGGAGGGCUCCCUUACCUGCCCUGUGGUGACAGCGCUCCUGACAUGGCCCAGGGCACAGUUCCCUGUCCCUGACCCAUGGUCAGCUUGGUGCUCACCAGGUCCUGCCAGGGCCUUUCUUGUCUCCCAGCUGGGUGUCCAUCAGAGUAUUCUCGGGUUGUUCCUCCYCGAGGACAGGACUUUGUGCUCCUCCUUGCUGAACUGUCCAGCCUGGCUUGAUCCCUCUGGACAGCAACACAUCCCUCUGGCACAUCAGCCACUCCUCCCAGGCCUGUGUGUCCAGAUACCUCUGAGGGCUCACUCUGCCCCAUCAUCCACGUCAUUAAUGGACAUGUAGCACAGCUUGGGCUUCUCAGACAAGGACUGAGUGCCAAGACCCACCCAAGGACUAAAGAUAUAGCAGCUGGUCCAGCCAAGGACAGGACAACAAGAAGAAAAAGGAAAAAAGCUGUCAAUGACAGUAAGGAGAUUUGGUUUUCAACAUAUAUGCACAUACUUUUAAAUAUAGCAUCUAUCUGUUGUGUAUUUUCAAAUUUGAUUUAUUAAUAAGCCUUCUUUGUAACUGGAAUUGAUUAGAAAGAGGCUUUGCUUCCUUUGCUGUUCAUCUAUCACUCCAAAGAAUGUAAAUAUAAUCAAGUACUCUGAAAUCAUUGUUAGCCUUAGCGACUUGACUUUUCUGGGUAAAGAUCACAUUGCAUGAGGUAUUGACAGAGGAUACAGAAAUCAGUAAAAUGUGUACACCAAACAUUUGCUUCAAUGUGUUUAAUUUGAGCAGUUAUUUAUGCUGAGGGGAUGUUUGUCAGUGUAGGAGCUCCCCCGGGGUCCCAUCUGAAAUGCCAUCAGCACACAGAUGAUUGAACACGCACGUGACAAAGAUGGAGCACCUCAUUUCUAUCUGUGACAUACCAAAAUGUGUGCACUGAAAACUUAUCAGAAUUCAGCUGUAGAGGCAGCCCCARGAGCGCUCCAUGAAAAAGUCACUGUGCUCCUAGAGACUAUUUGAAAUAUUACCCUACUUACA
Malurus melanocephalus (red-backed fairy wren) is the source of this 4381-nucleotide messenger RNA. RefSeq names its product agouti signaling protein (gene ASIP). Bases 426 to 845 code for a protein of 139 amino acids. Gene Ontology annotation, molecular function: melanocortin receptor binding; neuropeptide hormone activity. Gene Ontology annotation, cellular component: extracellular region. Gene Ontology annotation, biological process: hormone-mediated signaling pathway; melanosome organization; positive regulation of melanin biosynthetic process. The transcript is spliced from 5 exons. Lineage: Eukaryota; Metazoa; Chordata; Aves; Passeriformes; Maluridae. The record is from RefSeq and is a predicted model, not a curated record.